Messenger RNA from Caenorhabditis remanei, 432 nucleotides. RefSeq lists its product as uncharacterized. Lineage: Eukaryota; Metazoa; Nematoda; Chromadorea; Rhabditida; Rhabditidae. Bases 1 to 432 code for a protein of 143 amino acids. The record is from RefSeq and is a predicted model, not a curated record. The transcript has 2 exons.
AUGAUGUCAAAGCACUGGUUUAAAAAAGUUGCUAAAUAUGAGGGAACAGAAAAUAAACUGGUUGACAAGAUGUGGGAAAUAAAAGCGAUUUUCGAGGGAGCGGAAACAGAAGGGAAGAUUGCCGUCCUUUAUCUCGGAUGGAAUUCUGAGCACAUGUAUGACGUCGACGUCGAAUGGUUCCGCGAGCACUACAAGAGGGUCUACGACAUUGCGGAAGCCAGAAACAAGUUUGUAGAAGUUCUCAAGAAGAAGAUCUCCGACAAGGAGAAGAAAGCUCUAAUCGAGUUGGAACAAUGCAUGACUCUGGAUCUUCAAUAUGAUUGUUCCAAUCGCUAUUGGUUUCUUCAGGAUCUCACAUAUUUCCAUUCCAAAAUCCAACAAGACAACGGAUUGGGGAAUGUUCAUUAUAUGUGUAUUUUUAGAAUAAAUUAA